AUGUCCGACCCAACUCUUUACCUCUACACGUCCCUGACCGCGGGGUCAUCGCACAUCGUCACCGCAACUGCCCGCAUUGAGACAAUUCUCAAGGCAAACAAGCUUCCCUUCCGCGCUGUGGAUGUUGCCACCGACGAAUCUGCUCGGAAGCUCUGGGGUCGCCGCUCCAAGGGCAAGAAGCUACCAGGCCUGGUGAAAUACGGCGACAUUGUGGGAGAUCUAGAACAAAUCGAAGAAUGGAACGAAUUCGGCGAGCUCCGUCUGGUAGUCCUCAGCGUCCAGGACCUGGGUGGAAUGCCAGCAACCAGCAACCCAAUCCCCGCCGCGACCGAGACAAAGACCGAGCCUGAACCCGCAACCCCCAGGCCCUCCACAAUCAAGAUCCAAAGCCCGCCGACUAAGACGGAAGAGAAGAAAGACGACAAAGCUGUGCUUGCACUGCGCCAGGCCAGCUCGGAGGCCGCAUCCAAGGCCGCGUCCAAGUCCGAAGAAAAGAAAGAACCGGGGAAGGAGAAACCCGCUGAGAAGCCAGCCCCCCGUGGACACCGCGGCUCCGUCGCCGCCGAGCUGCCAGACACUGCCCCCGAUUCACCCAAGACAGCCAAACGUCCCAUCCUCGUUCCUGAAAUGGCGGCCGUGUCAUCGGCCAACUUCCACGCGGAUAAUGCCGAGGAGCUUGGGCUGGUUGAGCAUCAUCGCGGUUCUAUCAUCUCGACUACGGAUAAGGCGGAGCAGGAUAAGGUUGUGCGUGAGAUUAGGGCGUCUAUUACUGCUGACGAGCCUUCUGGUAAUCUCGAUGCUAUCCGCAAGCAGGCUGCAGAGCAACCGGGAGCCGACACGAUUGAGGAGGUCGCGACACCGCUCUUUGAGAAUGUGAAUGACACUAAAACUGCGGUUGCAGUAGCUGAGGAGCCCAAGGCCGAGGAACCCAAGACUGAGACCAAGAAGUCCGACGUCAAAGAGCAUGUGAAGGAUAAGGAUGAAUCCAAGGAGUCCAAGGCCGAGGAGGCCAAGGAGAAGGAAGACGCAGAGGAUAAGGAGACAGAGUCCAAGGACUGA
This is a messenger RNA of Penicillium arizonense, 1059 nucleotides long. RefSeq lists its product as uncharacterized. Gene Ontology annotation, cellular component: cytoplasm. Bases 1 to 1059 code for a protein of 352 amino acids. Lineage: Eukaryota; Fungi; Ascomycota; Eurotiomycetes; Eurotiales; Aspergillaceae. The record is from RefSeq and is a predicted model, not a curated record. The transcript has 2 exons.